AAAUAUUACUUCUCCCAUUAUUUUAUUCGCUCUUUUUUCUUCUCAGAAGCAAACAAACAAACACUUCCCAUGCCGACGCCCGUCGCCGCCGCCCGCCAAUGCCUCACGCAGGAAUCGGCGGCCGUCCUCGACGAGGCCGUGGCCGUCGCGCGCCGCCGCGGCCACGCUCAGACGACCUCUCUCCACAUGGUCUCCUCGCUCCUGUCGCUCCCGAAUUCGUCCCUCCGUGAAGCCUGCGGAAGGACUCGGAGCAAUGCUUACUCCACCAGAGUUCAAUUCAAGGCGCUGGAGCUCUCAUUGAGCGUGUCGCUGGAUCGAUUGCAGGCGGGGAAGGGCGAGGAGCGGGAGCCGCCGGUGGCGAACUCGCUCAUGGCGGCGAUCAAGCGGUCGCAGGCGAAUCAGCGGCGGCAGCCGGAGAAUUUCAGCUUCUACCAGCAGCAGCAGCAGCAGUACUCGUCGUUCUCGUCGGUUCCGGUGGUGAAGGUGGAGCUGCGGAAUCUGAUCGUUUCGAUUUUAGACGAUCCGCUUGUGAGCAGAGUGUUCGGAGAGGCGGGAUUCAGGAGCUGCGACAUCAAAUUGGCGACGCUGCGGCCGGGGAUUGGGGGUUUCCACUCGUCGCAGGUGUAUGGUUGUACCUCGAGGUACAAGCGGCCUGGUGCGCCUGUGUUUUUGUGCAAUUUGAACGGCGAGGGCGAUUUGGGGAAUUUGAAUGGGGGGAGGGGUUUUAGCUUUCCGUUUAUGGGGUGUUUCGCGGGGGACGACAGCUGUAGGAGGAUAGGUGAGGUUAUGGCGAGGGACAGGAAGAGAUGCCCGCUUUUGUUGGGGAUUUCUGCAGGAGAUGCUCUGGCAGCUUUUUUGGAAACCGUGCGAGGCGGAAGCGGCGGCGCGUUGCCGGAGGGGAUGAGCGGGCUGCGCGUGGAGCGCGUGAGGGAUGAGAUUUCGAGGUAUUUGAGGUGUGAUUGCGAUGAGGAGGUGUUGGGGCUGAGGCUGAAGGAAGUGGAGAGGGCGGCGGAGGGCGGAGGGAGCGGUGGCGUGGUGGUGGAUUUUGGGGAUUUGGGGAAUUUGGUGGGGGAGGGCGUGGGUGCGGAGAGGUUGAAGUUUGUGGUGGGGAAUUUGGGGAAAUUGGUGGUUGGUGGUGGUGGGAGGAUUGGGAAGGUGUGGCUGAUUGGAAUGGCGGCGACGUAUGAGGUGUAUUUCAAGAUUUUGAACAGGUUUCCCUCCAUUGAAGAGGAUUGGGAGCUCGGUGUUUUGCCUAUUACUUCCUUCAAGUUCGCCAUGGGAGGCUCCUACCCUAGGUCCAGCUUGAUGGAGUCUUUUGUUCCGCUGGGCGGGUUCUUCUCAAUGCCACCAGAGACGAAGAGCCCCUUGAGCAACGGGUGCCAUGUGGCUCGUUGCCAGCUAUGCAACGACAAGUGCGAACAAGAAGUGGCCGCAUUAUCAAGCAGUGCAUCUCCACCUGCUGAGAACCAUCAAUCUAUUGGUUCCAUAAAGGGCACAGAUGAUAGAGUGUUACUGAACACCAAAAUUGAGGGGCUGCAGAAGAAAUGGGACGCCAUCUGCCAGCAACACCACAUGGGACGAGGUCAUGCUCACCAAUCGAGCAAUCAAGUCCCACGUGUUCUUGGCUUCCAAGUCAGGAGAGGGAAUGAUGGUAGCGACAAUGAGUCGUCAAACAGCCAAGGAAACAAGAAUCAAGAAUCCUCAACCCUGUCCACUCACCUACAAAAGAGCUCCUCUUUCAAAGAACUCACCUCAAAAUCUGGUGAAAUACCUCCCAAGUUCAAAUCUCCACAUCUUGAUCCUUCAACCGCCAGCGCAGAUGAUGAUCGUACCUCUCCAUCUUCAGUUACCUCAGUCACUACUGAUCUAGGGUUGGCCAUAGCGGAUGCAUUCACCCCCACCAUCUCAAACUGUCAAUCUGAUAUAGUGAAAGAUCCCAAGCUGCUCUACAGAGCUCUCCUUGAAAGAGUCAGUCAUCAAGAAGAGGCAGUUAGAUCCAUAGUUGAAGCUCUAACGCGAGGACUCGGUCGUGGGAACGUAUGGAUCAACAUGAGGGGAGCUGAUGGAUUAAGCAAGAAGAAGCUGGGUCUGGCGAUGGCGGAGGUAAUGUACAGAAGCAGAGAAAGCCUUAUCUAUGUGGACUUGAGUUUCCAAGAAGAGAUGAGUCAAGUAGAUGCUUUGUUCAAUGCCCAAAUCAGUAACAAAUAUGAGCUAACAAUGAGAGGUACUGUCGUGGAUUACUUGGUCGAGAAGCUCAGCAAGAAGCCGGCUGUUGUCUUCCUCGACAAUGUCGACAAAGCUGAUCCCGUGGUCCAGAAUACCCUGCUGCAGGCUGCCAAGACCGGCCGGUUCACAGACUGGUGCGGGCGAGAAGUGAGUGUCAGCAGCUGCGUGUUUCUCGGAGCCACGAGGCUUCUCUCGGAAGGAGACACGUGCGAAGACGAGGAACAUGUGGCCAGCGUGAGGGGAAGUGCGAUGCAGAUAGUGGUGAGAUUCGAUCUGAGCGAUGAUCCCACCGCGAAUAAAAGGAAGUUGGUCGGGCAGGAAAGGAGUAGCAUCAUCACCAGCAACAGCAGCAGCAGCCACGAAACCGGGAAACGUGCACACAAGGCGUUGAAGUCCUACCUAGACUUGAACCUCCCAGCCGAAGGGAGUGAGAUAUGCAACACGAUGGGAUCGGAGUCUGAAUCCAGCUCUGACAACUCAAACUCAAACUCGUGGCUGGAGGAGCUGGACAGGGAAGUGAACGAAACAGUGGUGUUCAAGCAGUUCGAUUUCUCCACACUCGAGAAGAAGGUGUUUGAAAGCAUGGCGGGGUGCCUUCGAGACGUGGUCGGGUGCGAAUGCGCGGUCGAGAUAGAGGGGAAGGCGAUGCGGCAGAUUGUGGGGGCUGCAUACUUGUAUGGGGGAAAGAUAGUGGAGGAUUGGAUUGGGAGUGUUGUGAGGGAGGGAUUUGUGGGAGCCAUGGGGAAGUAUAGCCUGAGUAGCCGGUCGAUCGUUCGAGUCGACGUCGUCGGGGAGGAGCAGCGGCAAGGGCUGCUGCCGGCCAGAGUUGCAGUCAAGUAGAUUUAGAUUGUUGAUGAAGUAGAUGUGUAUUUUGUAGUAGUUGAAGAUGUGGAUUUGCAGGUGAUUAAGCAGUUGUGGUAUUUUAGCUAGGUAUAUUAUAUAAUUAUAUAUAAAUGUAGGAGUAUGUGCUUGUGAUCCAUCCCUAGCUAUUGCAGAUGGAUGUAAUUUUAUUGUAAGAUGAAAUAUAGUAAGUAGAUAAA
This is a messenger RNA of Salvia hispanica, 3266 nucleotides long. RefSeq names its product protein SMAX1-LIKE 8-like. Gene Ontology annotation, molecular function: ATP binding; ATP hydrolysis activity. Lineage: Eukaryota; Viridiplantae; Streptophyta; Magnoliopsida; Lamiales; Lamiaceae. The record is from RefSeq and is a predicted model, not a curated record.